Ilyonectria robusta is the source of this 928-nucleotide messenger RNA. Its product is annotated as Mss4-like protein. Bases 209 to 751 code for a protein of 180 amino acids. Lineage: Eukaryota; Fungi; Ascomycota; Sordariomycetes; Hypocreales; Nectriaceae. The transcript is spliced from 2 exons. Gene Ontology annotation, molecular function: carbon-sulfur lyase activity. The record is from RefSeq and is a predicted model, not a curated record.
CUCAUGUAGCAGUGCAUGUCCGACGGCCGUCGUCAUUGAGUGAAGCACUUCAUGGAUCAUGCUCCUAAGAUAGCAAAUGUCUACAAAAGAGAUCCAGACCCCGCACCAAGUUUCAAUACCCAACUCAUCAUCAUCACUUCCUUCUCGGCUUCAAUCACAACCCUAAACAACACACUUCUUCAUCAACCAAUCCAAGAAAAGCAACAAAAUGGCUGCCUCCGCCGACAAGUCUAAGCCUUAUAUCCCCCUGGCUGGGUCCGCUAGCGACGGCUGGUCCACCGACGAUAAAGCCACAGCCACAUGUUUCUGCGGCGCCGUCCAGCUGGCAUUUCCUACUCAUGGUCCCGGCUUGGUUAAUACCUUUGUCUGCCACUGCACCGACUGCCGCAAAAUCACCGCGUCCAUGUUCGCAUCCAACUUUACCAUCGCCGACACUCACUUGGAGCAUCUGCGCGGGAAGGAAAACCUCAAGACGUUUGCUCAAUCGAAAACUAUCGCAUCGGGCAGCUUGAUGACCAACUACUUCUGCUCGACAUGCGGAACCCUGAUGUAUCGUGUCGGUGCGGCGUUCCCGGGCAAUAGCAUCCUGCGCAUUGGCACUGUCGAUGAUUUCAACUUGCACGAGACAAAGUUGAAGCCGAGGGUCGAGCAGUUUAUUGAGGAUCGUGUGUGUUGGCUCUCUAAUUUGCAGGGGGUAAAGCAGCACGUUGGGAGUGCAUUUAAACCGAGGAGGGUGGGUGGUGUAUUGUGAGCCGAUGGGUUUAGUUCAGUUGGUUUCAAUGUCAUUUAUCUCAUUCAGUUUCAGAAGUUGUAUAUCAACCGUGAAAUAUGAUAAUCCACGGCUAACGUCCGAUGGCUCGGCGACUGCAGCCGAAAUUUCAAGCGGGCAAACCCACAAGAUCCAUGUAACAAUUAUUAUGACUUGAGA